Messenger RNA from Xenopus laevis (African clawed frog), 1147 nucleotides. Its product is annotated as histone H3.v1-like. The transcript has 2 exons. The record is from RefSeq and is a predicted model, not a curated record. Bases 140 to 811 code for a protein of 223 amino acids. Lineage: Eukaryota; Metazoa; Chordata; Amphibia; Anura; Pipidae.
UGCCCUCAGCGUAUAAAGGUACUAUUAGCAGCACAUAUACAGACAUAAUCAUAACUGUCUCCUUUCUUUCCCCUUUGCUCCUAUCCUUGUGCCUCCCCUGCACCCGCAGACUAUCCAAUGGCACCUUCACCAGCUUGCCAUGACGCUCUGGGAGAGGGAGCAGAAGCUGCAGGAGGCUGCUGGUGAGGAACAAAAGGCAAGUCCUGCAGCUGAGGGAGAGGAGGAAGAAGCUCAUGCAGUGGAGGAGGAGAAGGAAGAGGGAGCUCCUGGAGUACAACAAGCUCCUGCUGCGGAGGAGAGAGAAGAUGGAGCUCCUGGAGAAGAACAAGCUCCUGCAGCGGAGGAGGAAGAGCAGAGAGAAGAGGGAGCUCCUGGAGAACAAGCUCCUGCUGCGGAGGAGAGAGAGGACAGAGCUACUGGAGAAGAACAAGCUCUUGCUGCGGAGGAGGAGAAGGAGGAGGAGGAGAGAGAAGAGGGAGCUCCUGGACAACAUCAAUCUCCUACGGAGGAGGAGGAGAGAGAAGAGGGAGACCCUUGGGAACAACAGGCUCCUGCACCGGAGGAGGAGAAAGAAGAGGAAGCAGCUAAAGAACAAGCUCCUGAGGUGGAAGUGACCAUCGAAGAUCCUUCGGUGGUAGAAAGGCCGACCCUCCGAAAACGGGUCAAGAAGGCCAUAAUGAAGAGGCUCCGCAGGGUUUGGGUAAUGUAUCAAUUUACUGACAAUUACCCUUCUUCUAGAGAUACCUCAUGUUGUCCAAUGCAGCUCCACUUUACUUCCUGCUCUUCUGAGCAUUUUCAAUCAGAACAAUAGAAAGGAAGUCAUACACCCUGUCUGUUGAGCCCGCAGGCUGAUCACUUUGAGGGCGCACCCAAUAGACCAAUGUUUGGCUGCCUUUAGGGUGUAAGAGGUUGCUGACAGGGAUCUAAGUCUGCAGAUAAAGUGUUGAUUGUAUAGUAGGCCAAUAACAGGGGAGGCAGGUAACUCUUACAGGGCUGCUGGACAUCUGGCUUAGAUAUCCACCUUUGGAAAUGGGUUGCCACUGGCUAAUGGACUGGCACCAGCUGAUCAAAGAGUAUAAAAGAAUAAAUGGCACAGGCUCAGACUGAGAUUCAUAAGAGGCCCUGGCAUUCCAUGUGUAGAGAGACC